AUGUGGUACAUCCAUGUGGCGAUCAUGAUAUGGGUUGGCUUCGGGUUCCUGAUGACCUUCCUCCACCGCUACAGCCUGGGGGCCGUCAGCCUCAACUUUCUGGCCUCCUGUGUCGUCACCCUGGAGGCCGUGUUCUUGGUGGGAGCGUUCUACUACAUGGACAACCAUGACCCAGGCAGCAGGUUCACAGUGAGCUUGGACAUUCCGCUUCUCAUCGAGGGCCUGUUCGCAGCUGGUGCUGGCAUGAUCACCUUUGGGGCGGUGCUGGGCAAGGUGUCCCCUUCGCAGCUGCUUCUGCUGAUGGUGCUGGAGGUGCCAUUCUAUGCAGUGAACGACUACUACCUGAUUGGGAAGGCGUUCACAGCUAGGGACGUUGGUGGCAGCAUGGCAAUCCACACGUUUGGUGCCUACUUCGGUUUGGCAGCAACCCUCUUCCUCUCGAAGAAGGGCACUGGCUCCACACACGCCCAAAACAAGAGCAAUUACACAUCCGAUGUGACCUCUAUGAUUGGCACAAUCUUCCUGUGGAUCUUCUGGCCGAGCUUCAACGCAGCCAUUGCUCUGCCGCCGGAUGGUCGUUUCACUGCCGUCAUCAAUACGGUCGUUUCCCUCACCGGUGCCUGCAUGGUGACCUUCUUGAUGUCAGCCAUUGUGGACGGCAAGUUCAACAUGGUCCACGUUCAGAACGCCACACUCGCAGGUGGUGUUGCGAUUGGCUCGAGCGCAGACUUGGUUGGUGCGGGCCCAGGAGGUGCCCUGGCCAUUGGCAUAGUAGCUGGCAUCCUCAGUGUCGUUGGCUUCAAGUACGUCUCUCCCCUUCUGGAAAAGUCGAUUGGUCUUAUGGACACUUGCGGGGUGCACAACCUUCAUGGGAUGCCUGGGCUGCUGGGAGGAGUGGCCGCCGCUGCGAUUCUCAUGGUUGAUGACGAUAUGGCGGGGUGCGGACACCAGCUGCUUGCCUUGCUCGUGACAUUUGGGAUCGCCAUUGGCGGUGGCGCUUUGUCGGGAUUCCUUGUCAGCCUUGUUGACCGCUUGGACACAGAAGCCGCCGUCAACUAUGCCUUCAACGACGAGGGAGCCUUCCACGUCGAAGUUUGA
This is a messenger RNA of Ostreobium quekettii, 1098 nucleotides long. The record is from the annotation of a GenBank genome assembly. Lineage: Eukaryota; Viridiplantae; Chlorophyta; Ulvophyceae; Bryopsidales; Ostreobiaceae.